AAAAUCUCCAAUCCCCCUUAUCUCCAAUCCGAUUCUCUCUUUCCCCAGAUUAUUUUCUUUUCAUCUCCUCUUUUUCUCGGGAAAAAAAAGUGGAAAGGAAACUUUUUUAAGGUAUACCCGGAUCCUAUUUACUUCUUGGCUUCAGUUUUUCAUCGUUUUCACAAGGUUUUGAACUCUGGGUUUCUCUUACUUGGGUGUUUGUUUCUCAGGAAAAAGAAGAAGGAAAACUUCUUUAGAUGAAAAUCCAGUGUGAUGUUUGUGAUAGAGCACCAGCAACAGUUAUAUGUUGUGCAGAUGAAGCUGCACUUUGUGCUAAAUGUGAUAUUGAUGUUCAUGCUGCUAACAAGCUUGCAAGCAAACACCAAAGGCUCCUCCUUCAAUGCCUUUCGGACAAGCUUCCUCCUUGUGACAUAUGCCAGGAAAAACCAGCUUUCAUCUUUUGUGUUGAAGAUAGGGCCCUUUUCUGCCGGGAUUGCGACGAACCGAUCCAUCCGGCCGGCAGCCUCGCCGCUAAUCAUCGACGGUUCCUCGCCACCGGAAUCCGAGUCUCGUUGAGUUCGAGUUGCAAUAGAAAGACUGAAAGCAAUGUGUUGGAGCCACAUAACAAGAGUUCACCUCAGACUUCAAUGAAAAUGCCUCCACCACGACACUCAACCUCUGCAUCCUCAUGGGCUGUUGAUGAUCUGUUGGAGCUUUCGGACAUUCAAUCUCUGAACAAGAAUGAGCUUGGGGAGCUUGAGUGGCUAGAAGACAUUGGUCUUUUUGGUGAUCAAUUGCCUCAGGAGGUAUUAGCACCGGCCGAAGUUCCUCAGCUUCCGAUAUCGCAGUCAAACAACCCGAACUUGUACCGACCUACCAGACAUUACGUGCCUCUUAAGAAGCCUAGAAUCGAAAUUCCGGACGAUGACGACGAGUACUUCACGGUCCCUGAUCUAGGAUGAGUCGGUAGCUCGAUCAAACUAUAUGUUUAUAGUUUCAUAUGUAGGCAUACUUAAGCUCGUAUGCAUCUUAUCAUGCUUGACUAUUAUGUUGCAUUUGUUUCUGUUCAAAUAUUUAAGUACCCUACUCGUCUUCAAACAUGAACAUAAA
Hibiscus syriacus is the source of this 1089-nucleotide messenger RNA. RefSeq names its product B-box zinc finger protein 25-like. NCBI's taxonomy places the organism in Eukaryota, Viridiplantae, Streptophyta, Magnoliopsida, Malvales, Malvaceae. The record is from RefSeq and is a predicted model, not a curated record. Gene Ontology annotation, biological process: photomorphogenesis; regulation of DNA-templated transcription. The transcript has 3 exons. Gene Ontology annotation, molecular function: zinc ion binding. Bases 237 to 941 code for a protein of 234 amino acids. Gene Ontology annotation, cellular component: nucleus.